This is a messenger RNA of Cylas formicarius (sweet potato weevil), 1718 nucleotides long. RefSeq names its product juvenile hormone esterase-like. NCBI's taxonomy places the organism in Eukaryota, Metazoa, Arthropoda, Insecta, Coleoptera, Brentidae. The coding region runs from base 61 to 1701 and encodes 546 amino acids. The transcript is spliced from 8 exons. The record is from RefSeq and is a predicted model, not a curated record.
AAAACCUGUUCCAAUUAGUUCAUAUAAAGCAACCGAUUGAGUGAAUGAAUUAUUGAAAAUAUGUUGUCUUACAUCGCCAUAUUUGCCCUCUGCGUUGCGUCAACGUUGGGAGAUCCGAUAGUGUCCAUACCCGACGGACAAGUGCGAGGGCUUGAACUGCAGACAUCCAGCAACAAGUCAUUCUACGGUUUCCAAGGAAUACCCUACGGUCUACCUCCGGUCGGGGAUUUGAGGUUUCAGGCACCCUUACCAGCUGAACCAUGGAGCGGAAUAUUGAACGCCACCCACGAAGCCAGUCCGUGUAUAUUUUUAGUAAACUAUUCGUACUAUCCAGAUCCUCUCGUCGAAAAUGAAGAUUGCUUGUUCAUCAACGUUUACACCCCUACGUUGGAUUCUUCCUCUAAAUUGUCCGUAAUGUUUUGGAUCUACGGAGGUGGAUACGUAGGAGGCUCUGGAGAAUACAGAUACUAUGGCGCCGAUUAUCUCGUAGAAGACGACGUUGUCGUCGUAACGUUCAACUAUAGGCUCGGACCUUUCGGAUUUUUAUCCACCGGAGACGAAGUGAUUCCCGGAAACGCGGCCAUGAAGGAUCAGGUCCUCGCUUUGCAAUGGGUGAAGAAGAACAUCGAAUAUUUCGGAGGAGACCCGGACAAGGUCACGAUUUUCGGCGAGAGUUCAGGAGGAAUGUCCGUUGGUCUGCACUUGAUUAGUAAACAAUCAGCUGGAUUAUUUAGAGCGGCAAUAUGCCAGAGCAGUUGCACGAUCGUACUGGGCUAUCAACUGGAUCCCAAGGCGUUGAUUUACAGUGUCGCCCAAGUGCUGGAUGAGAGUAUCACCCGACAAAACACGUCGCAAGAGCUAAAAGAGCUUUUGUUGAGGACUCCAGCCGACGUGUUAAAUAAUGCUUGUACACAAGUGGACACGCAUUUGUUUAGACCAGUUUUGGAGGUAGAUUCGGAAGGCGCUUUCAUGACGGAACCUCUGUUCGGACUUAUCGAGUCGGGGAAUAUCAAUAAGGUUCCGUUGAUAAUUGGAACUUGUGAAGAGGAAGCUCUAGGGUUUUUAAAAACACUGGACAAAUUAACUGCCACGGCAAACACUUGGGAUACGGACGUCGAGUCACUCAUCCCAGAAGACUUGAUCCCGUUGCCAGGCUCAAAUCUAACCGAGAUCGGACAAUCCAUUAAAGAACUCUACGUGGGAAAAGGUGGAUCGUUUUCUACUCAGCUUGCACAAGCGCUCGCGUACGACACGGACAAUAUAUUUCUAAGAGGUACGAUCAAGCAAGUCCAACUGCAAUCGAAAUACGCUCCGGUGUAUCUCUACAAAUUUUCAUUCAACGGGACCAAAAGUCAAGAUCACUAUCACGUGGAAGGAGCCGGAUAUGUUGGCCAUUUUGACGAGCUGCCGUACAUAUUUAAGAUGGAGCCUUUCCCGCUAGUAACAGAGGCGGACGAUUUAGCGAGGCGAAUAACUACCAAACUUUGGACAAACUUUGCCAAGACCUUAAAUCCGACGCCGACGCCCGAGGAAACGGAACUGCUGCAGAACGUGACGUGGCCACUGGCGACCCCGGAAAAUUUGCAAUACUUGAACAUAGAUACCGCGCUGGAAGUGAGACGGGACGCGAAAAGCGAUAGAUGGGCAGGAUGGGACUAUAUAUUUUACAAAUACGGAACUCAACCGUUUAUGUCAUUUUAAAUUGAUAAAAAUAAAUC